CUUUGCUGAAACAAUAGCUGCAAAAUUCAAUAACCAAAAUACUAAAAAUAAAAAAUCUCCAAUGAUUAACCAACCUGUAACUAAAUCUUCUUCAAUAGCUGAGCUCUACAAACCAACUAAUGCUACUAAAAAGUUGCUAGUAAUUAAACCACUUAAAACUAAACCUUCUUCGAUAACUAAACCAUAUACACGAACUAGAAGCAAGUGCAAAUUAACAGACUUAGCAACAGAUAUGUUAAUUAAUUUGGAUAAAUCAGAUUAG
This is a messenger RNA of Scutellospora calospora, 262 nucleotides long. NCBI's taxonomy places the organism in Eukaryota, Fungi, Glomeromycota, Glomeromycetes, Diversisporales, Gigasporaceae. The record is from the annotation of a GenBank genome assembly.